Molecule: messenger RNA, 585 nt
Organism: Nymphaea colorata (pocket water lily)
Lineage: Eukaryota; Viridiplantae; Streptophyta; Magnoliopsida; Nymphaeales; Nymphaeaceae
Exons: 2
Coding region: 1-585 (194 amino acids)
Biological process (GO): signal transduction; peptidyl-serine phosphorylation
Cellular component (GO): cAMP-dependent protein kinase complex
Molecular function (GO): ATP binding; cAMP-dependent protein kinase activity
Source: RefSeq, a predicted model, not a curated record
AUGCGGUCGCCCAUCUUCAAGACCCUCCCUCCCAACGAGAUCAACCAGCUCAUCACCGAGUUCCAGCUCUUCUACGUGAAGGACAAAGCCACCAUCGAUCCUUCGGCGUAUAACGGUUUCAGCCUGAGCAGCAAGAAAAAGAUACAAAAAUUGUAUAAAAAGAACACCACCCCCAAAAAUAAGAUCUAUCUCAAAGAUUUCCAGUAUCUGAAGAAACUAGGAGAGGGACAGUUCGGGCAAGUUUUCCUAGUAAAGAAUAUCCAGUACGGGACUAAUCUGUACGCGAUUAAAUGCCUCUCCAAGGAGGAGAUCAAGAAGGAAGAAAUGGAGGCCAGCGUGCUACAGGAGAAGCAAAUCUUGGAGAAAACCAUCUUCCCCUACAUCGUGGGCUUCGUGAAGGCCUUCCACGACAAGAACUACGUUUUCCUACUAAUGGAAUACAUCCACGGGAAGGAGAUGUUCGACGUCAUCCGAGAGAUCAAGUCCAUGAGCAUGGAGAUGGUCAAAUACUACUUCGCCUGCCUCAUGGUCUCCAUCGAGUACCUCCACUCCAACAGCGUCGUCUACCGCGACCUCAAACCCUAA